This is a messenger RNA of Ipomoea nil (Japanese morning glory), 2067 nucleotides long. Its product is annotated as protein LAZY 1-like. The transcript has 5 exons. Bases 639 to 1784 code for a protein of 381 amino acids. Gene Ontology annotation, biological process: regulation of auxin polar transport; gravitropism. The record is from RefSeq and is a predicted model, not a curated record. Lineage: Eukaryota; Viridiplantae; Streptophyta; Magnoliopsida; Solanales; Convolvulaceae.
AUCAAAAGACCAAUCAGGUCUGAAGCUAUCCUCAGAACAAGUCUUAAAAAGUUGGCUCUUGAGACCCUCCACAAAAUUGAAGGCCAUUUUACACCAGUAAGCAGUCACACCAGCAGAGAUUAUUGCAGUUCUCCACCUUCCUAUCCUGGGCAAGAACCAAUCUAAUCUUCCUCUUUGUCAGAUUAUAUCUGUUGUAUUAGCAUCAAGAAAAUAUCCCCUACCCUGCUUCUGUUCAUUAUAGGUGUACAACCAUGCAGUGCCAAAUGAGAUAACCAAAGCAAAUAUAUCAUUCAGCCAUAUCCAUUCGUAAACCGUCAAAUCAAUACAGGCAAUUUCAUGCUCACAACAUGAUCUGCUUAGUCUAACCACUCCCAUGAAUGCAUCUUAUCAUGGAAUGGGGUCCAAACCAUCCUUCAGUUCAUCCCGACAAUCGUUUUACCCCCCGAACAAACCACGAUUAGCUGUAGUAUCAUAGUAACUCUCAAGUCUUAACCACCCAUCACAGGUCUUAUAUUUUGCCAUUCACCUCCAAAGGCUUUCGAACUCGGCUUCACUCUACAGUCUUUGUAACUAUUCCUAAACAAAUCACCUUUGUUUCUCUCAUUGCCAACAACUAGUCGAGUGGAACACUUCCCAAGAUGAAGUUACUCGGUUGGAUGCAUCGGAAGUUUCGACAAGGUAGCCAUGAACCACUCAAAGAUUUCUCCUUAGGGCAGCCGUCAUUGGAUGACAUACAAUGUUACCCCAAAACAAAUUUCUACACGAAGUCCUCAAGCAAAUCUCAGAGAGACAACCUCCUGCGCAAAUCGUUUGCCGGUCCAGAUGGCGACAGGGCGGACGAGGAGGACUUUGAAGAAGAAUCUUCAGCUGCACUCACUGAACUGUUUCAUGGUUUUCUUGCAAUUGGCACAUUGGGAGGAGACCCUAUCGUGAACGACCCUUCGACCCCGACGUUUUCCAUCUCUGUGGAGAACAUAGCGGAGAAAGAAACAGAAGUGACGGAGAACGAUCUGAAGCUGAUCAAUGACGAGCUGGAGAAGGUGUUGGGAGUAGAGGCCAAAGACGACAUCUCGUCUGGGAGAAGCAGUCAGGUUAGCGCGGGGAGGAGCAGCCACUGCAGCACCAUCACACUCAGCGGCAAGCAGCUCGAGAGCUUAGACAACAGCGGAAACAUUGGAACAAACAUUUGUCCACUCCAAGGUUACCUGUUUGGUUCGGCAAUUGGUCUGCCAGACACAACCAUUGCAAAGAAAGAACCUAGGCCCUCUCUCGGAGAGCUUUUCCAGAAAACCAAGUUAGCAGAUGAAAACUCUGGAGGAGCAAAAUAUGACAGGGGCGAAAAACGUAUGGACAAGGAACACGACAAAUCUGCUGUGCACCUUGUGAAGAAAAUACUGAAGAAAGGAAUGCCCCAUGCCUCUUCCAAGAGCUCAACCGCAGCUUCUGGCUGUACUAUUGAUUCUGCUGCUGCUGAUUCAAAACUGCACAAGAUCCUGAAUAUGUUCCACAGGAAAGUCCAUCCUGAGAGCACAACAACAGCAGAAAAGCUCGACAAGCCCUCCAAAAAUGAGAUCAGGAACAAUCUAAUGUAUGAUGGGGCCUACAACCUUGGAGGUGCUGAAAAUGUCGCCCUGAUGCCUAAGCAACGCAUGUCAAAGGAGAGCAUAAGGCGUCUGAAGAGCCAAUCCAACAUGCAUCAGUUCACCAUUAGUGAUCCUGAUUGUAACGGGAACCGAGAAUGCUGGAUCAAAAGCGACGCAGACUACCUGGUUUUGGAGCUCUAAGACCAAGAACCGGAAACAUCAGAAGCAGCUCAGGUUCACUGCCAGCUAAACCUGCAACAAUGUUUGGGUUAAUGAAACUCUUCUCUAUACUAAUAUGUUUGAGUGAUUGUGUCUUGACAAGGUUGAGAGAGAACUUUAUAGCAUCAUAAUAAGAAAUGUAUUUAAGAGUGUCUUGUCUCUUUGAUUUAUGGUUAUUAUGAGUAUUAUUAUGUACAAAGGUUUGAGAUGUAUGGACCAAGAUGAUCAUGAUUUAUGCAUUAAAGUAUUUGAGAUAUGAAGUUAA